GCCAUUAUCCAGACGAGAUUGCAGCAUCUAAUCUCAGAGUUGGGCUCACUUUCCGAACAAAAUUCCAAGCUGACUCGUGAUCGUGACAAGGAACUUCGCGCAGCCAAGCGUGCUGUGCUCACAUUAAAGGCACAAGAAGAUGCCGUUAAGUUUGUCCGACUUAACCAUGCCGAUAUCAAAGGGAAGUUGGAUGAUUUAGCUUUAGGCCAGGACACUAGCCUGCUAGCACGUCGGCAGAAACUUCACAAGGAAGUGCUUCAUUUAACGCAAGCACUGGGCAAAGAAAAUCAGUUGGGCGAAUCGGAGCAGGUCAACCUAAUGAAAGUGACGCAGGAUGAAAAGAGGCGAAUGCUGGAGCUCAGUGAUCUACGCAUCGAAACUGUUGAAUUAAAUCGGCUCGCCCUUAUAAAAGUGGACGAAAGAGAAAUGAAGGCGAGAGAUAUGAGAACAGCAGAAAAGCGCAUUACACGAAUCUUAGAAGAUAUUCGGUCCAGAGACAUCGCAAUAGAAGAACACUCAAAAAAACUUCAUGGUCUUCAGGUUCAACUUCAGGAUUUUGCUCAAAUGUAUGAGCAAAUAAAAUCUGAACGCAAUAAGUGCAUCCAUCUCAUUCAGGCGGCCCACCAAAAUAGCGUAGAGUUGCGUGAGAAACUUCGUAUAUUCGAAAAUGAAAUUGAAAUACUUUUAGCCAGCUUAUCAAACAGAGAGCAUCUGGUAGCUAAACAGAGGAACAAACAAGCAAUUGAAACAAUGCAGCGUGAUUCGCUGAGACAGGAAACUUCCAAACAGGUAAAUUUUUAA
Molecule: messenger RNA, 801 nt
Organism: Protopolystoma xenopodis
Lineage: Eukaryota; Metazoa; Platyhelminthes; Monogenea; Polystomatidea; Polystomatidae
Source: the annotation of a GenBank genome assembly